UUUCCAGGCUAGACACCAGUUUUGACUUUUUGGCGUCUCGGAUGUUUUGAAGUUGGAGGCAAAUGCAGUCGACGUGAUGUUGCUGGAAGGGAACGCAACUCAUCAAUCUUCGGAGAAAAUUACCAUGGACGAUGGUGUGCCCUAUUUGGAAAUGAAGUCAAGACCAUACAUCUCCUCCAAGGAGAAUGUGCCUGUCGAAGCCUCCACACAACCCCCUCACAAAGGAGAAAAACACGACUCCAGCCUCAGUAUGCCUUUCAGCAAUGACUUCGAGAGGACAAAACAGAAAUGUCAGCAGGACUUUCGAUUGGACUACAGGCGGCAUGUAUCACAGAGAAAGGAAUCAGAUUCUGGACAAACCUCUGCUCAACCCCAGGAGCUCUCUCUACCUAUCCGAGAGAGAAGGUCUGCCAAGGCCCGGCUGAGAGACGAGAGGAACAGAGAGUACAACGCCUUCCUGAAGCAGAAAGGGGCUCAGGCUGGGACCAGAACAUUGCCAGACUACCUGAAGUCCAAACCUACAGCCACCACCACCUCCUCUUCUCCCCCACCUCCACCACCACCUCCGCUGGCCGGCUCCCAGACCGAACCGAGGGGAGUGGGUGCCCCCAACAGGCCCCGCAGGGACGCGGCCACCCUUACAGACCCACGUUCGGAGGAGGCCGCCCCCGCACCUGCACCACGCCGCCACUGGGGGGACGGGCCCCUGCACGCGGAGCGCCGGCCCCGUAGGCUGCGGAGCUACUAUGUCUACUCUGACGAGGACCUCAGCUACGAGGAGGGCGAGGAGGGGGAGUAUGGAGAUGAGGAUGAGGAGCUAGAGCCGCAGCACGCGCCACAGCCCCGCAGGCAGCCCACGAUACCCAGAGACGAGCCCGCGUACUCGGGCAAGAGGGACCGAGACCGGGACAGGAGAGGCCACCAGCACAGAGCUGACAGAGUUGCCCCGGAGAGGCGUGUGGUCCAGGCCCCCAUACUGCGAGCAGAGGAGGUGGUCGAGGAGAGCAGACGCACGCUCUCGGCUAUGCACAACCACAAUCUGCAGGCAGAACCAGCGCCAGCCAAGACCAGCGAGCGGUCCAGAUCAGCAGCCAAUAAGAACAUGGCCGACUUCUCCACGGGACUCAUCAUAGGUGCGUGUGAAGGCAACGUGGCGCAGCAGAGGAGGAAGGAGCGCUACAGACAGGAGCUGCUGGAGCAGAUGGCAGAACAGCAGAAGAACAAGAAGAAGGAGAAGGAGCUUGAGCUGAGAGUCGCUGCCUCUGGAGCUGUGGAUCCUGAAAAGCAGCCCGACCGGAUCAAGCAGUUCGGUGCCGUGACCCGCAACUACGAGCGGAGGCAGCAGAGAGACGUGCCGUACCGCCCGGGCCCUGGGCUGGAUUCCCUCGGCGCCGACCCGGCCCGGAAACCAGGGGGGCCCCCACCACCACAGGACCGGUUCGGUGGCGAGGUUGUGGAGGAAAGGGCUCCCCCAGACACACCCCGCGUUGCCUUCCAGUCACCCCCCCUCAUAGACUACAGCAGCAGCCUGGCCCAGCUGGGCGCAGGGUUUGGGGGCUCGGGGGUGGGCAGAGUGGACGUGACCGGGGGGGUUCACAACAAUGACGAGUUCCACCGCAACAUGGCCGGCACUCUGGGGGAUAUGAUCACACCCAGGGUGACAGGUGCUCCUCCGCCUGCGGCCCCAGUGUUGCCGGAUGCCUACCGCACCCCCUACGAUGAGGCCUACUACUACUACGGAGCCAGGAACCCCCUCGACCCCAGCCUGGCCUACUAUGGCCCUGGAGCUGUCGGCAUCCCUCCCUACUCUCACCUGCCCCUGGGGAUUCCAGCACACCUGAAGGCCGCUCAUGCAGGGACGUUCACACAAGUGCCUGGUCAGCUUGGCCUGCCCCCCUCAGGAAUGGGGGUGUUUGCAGCAGACAGGUCCAAGCAGUCCAAGGACAGCGCUGUGCUAUACCAGGAGCAGCUCAGGCAGCAGGAAGAGAUCAGGGAUGAGUGGAGGCGGCAUUUCCGAAAGAUCCGUGAGCGUCAGGAGCGGCGCAUGCGUGAGCGCGAGGAGCAGGAUCGGUACGAUGCGCGUCUGGAGGCGGAGAUGAAGACCUACGAGCCCUGGGGACGCGGAGGGGGAGGGGCACCGCUCAAGGAUCACCACGGAAACCUCAUCAGCGACCUGAAGAGAAUGCACCGUGUGAACGAGGAAGCCUACCUCAACCCCGAGUCACGCUGGGACACGGCCCCCUCAGGACGCAACGCCCCCACGCCACGCGACGACCGCGUCACCUCCCCACUCAUCAUGGCAGCAGCAGGUCAUCCUCAGGGUGGAGUGUAUGCCAGAGGCAACGUCUUCAAGGACGUCCCCACACCACAGCAGCUGCAGGAGCAGGACCGCUACAAGGAGUACCUCAUGCAGCAGAUAGCGGAGAAGAGGCGCAAGGAGGCGGAGGAGCGGGAGCGACAGCGCAUGGAGGAGGAGAAGGAGGAGAAGAGGCUGCUGGAGCAGAGGGCUCAGAUCCAGAAGGAGUACGAGGAGGAGCAGGAGAGGAGGAGGCGCAAAGAGAUGGAGCAAAUGGCCAAGAACGAGGAGCUGGUGCGGCAGGCGGAGGAGAGGAGGGAGGAGGCGGAGAGGAGGAAGAGGCAGGAGGAGGAGCGCGCCAGCGAGGCCCUCAGGCUGCAGCACGAGAGGGAGAGACAGGCACGCCUGGAGGAGGAGCAGAGGGCUCCCUCUCCCCCCAUCCCGACGCUGCAGAAGUUGUUGGGGCGCCAGCGAACCCCCAGACCCCCGUCUGGAGAGAGCCAGCGCUCAGCCGGGGCAUCCACGGCGCGGUCCCUGUCGGCCCCCCACUCUCCGCCUGUGCCUGCGUGUAAAAACCAGCUGAGGGCCCGAGGGGAGCAGCUCACCACCAGAGAGGAGAAGCAGAAUGUGAUCAGUGAGCUGUCUGCUCUGAGCCGGCAGCUGCGUAACGAGCAGAAGAGGCUGGAGAGGCAGAAACUACAGACGGAGAGAGAGGAGAUGGACUCUGCUCUUAGAGACCGGCCUAAGGAGCGCACCCUGAAGGAUGUGUUUGACAUGGCACGCCUCCGCCUGCAGGUGGCAGCCAAGAGGCCCGGCUCUAAGACACAAGGCCCCACCCCCGGCCCCGCCCCCGUCAACAUGCAGAACAUACACGACUUCAACCAGCUCAGGAACAGGGCCUCGUCAUCUCGUGAGGAGGUUCGGCAGGCGUAUCCUGAGCCCCCGUAUGACGACGGCAGUCUGGAGAUUCAGCAGCAGGCUCUGCUACGACAACAGCAGCGCAAACUGCAGAACAUGAAGAAGGAAAAACACACCGAUUACUUUGAUCUCACCUCCUCGUCGCGUCCGUCCCAGCACCAGAGGCUGGAUUCUGCAGAAGAUGGACCAACACCCACACUGCUGCAGUCAGAGAGUGCCUUCAUUGAUUCCCAUGCUGGCGUGUUUCCUGGCAGCGAGGAGGAGGGGCGAUUGGGGCGUGAGGGGAGAGAGGGGCGGGGCUCAGCGCGAGAGAGGAGGAGACACGCUCGCAAGAUGGAGUUCCAGAAGGAGCUGGAGGGCCCUGCCGAGGGCCUGUCUGUCCGCAGCCCCAACGUGGCCAGCGUGAGGGAUCGCAACCAGCAGCGGCUCCGGAGACUGGACACCAUGAGCCAGCCCAGCAUCAAGUCAGGUGAGCUGUGUCCUGACGAUGACGAUUUCUGGCAGACGUCUCCUCCUCUGCCGCUGGAUGACAACCGGCGCGUCUCCGUGGAUACGGUUGCCACGGAGCCCUGGCUGAGGCCCGGCACCGCCGACAGCAUCAAGCACUUCCUGUCGGGGCCUUUCUUCAAGCCGCUCGGCAGCGACUGGCAGCAGCAGCAGCAGCAGCAGCAGGGACCCUCCACAUACCACGGAUGACGCCAGGACAGCUAGCCGAGCGCCGAUCCCUCUUGCCCUAUACCCACCCACCGACCACAGAUGACGCCAGAAUGGCUAGCCGAGCGCCGAUCCCUCUUGCCCUAUACCCACCCACCGACCACAGAUGACGCCAGGACGGCUAGCCGAGCGCCGAUCCCUCUUGCCCUAUACCCACCCACCGACCACAGAUGACG
Messenger RNA from Engraulis encrasicolus (European anchovy), 4104 nucleotides. RefSeq names its product centrosome and spindle pole-associated protein 1. Gene Ontology annotation, biological process: positive regulation of cytokinesis. The transcript has 31 exons. NCBI's taxonomy places the organism in Eukaryota, Metazoa, Chordata, Actinopteri, Clupeiformes, Engraulidae. Gene Ontology annotation, cellular component: spindle pole; microtubule; centrosome. The record is from RefSeq and is a predicted model, not a curated record. Bases 77 to 3910 code for a protein of 1277 amino acids.